AUGGCGAAAUUCGCAGCCAAUGGGUGCUUCAGGCUGCACAUCGGCGGGCGCAGGGACUGCGAUCCCGGAGACCACGCGCUCCAGCGGGCAAUUGGCGUUGGCGGUGGGGUUUGGGCUCCCAGGAACCCGCUUGCUUUUGCGCUCCAUGACGGAAGGGGCGAUGGCUGUGAGAAGAGGCUGGGGAGGUUGUACGCCGGGGUCUCUUCCUUGGACAGGAACAGGAGCGCCUUCAGUGAGGAGCAGGGCUCGAAGGAUGCCGUUGGCCACGAUGAUCACCAUGAGGAGUAUGAGAGGGAUGAACUCUCCUGCUUCAGAGGCCUGGUCUUGGACAUCUCUUACAGGUUACUUGUCUCGUGCUCACCGAUUCGUGUAGUUCUUCGAUUGCUACAUCCGAUCAUUGCCAUUCGAGCAAUGGAUCAUCAUGAAUUGCUUAUUUUCUGGAUAUUUAUUAAAUUCAGAUGGAGUGUUCAAUUAAAUCAAUGAAGAGCUCCCAUAAAAUAAGCUAAAUCCCUCUGUACAAUGUUCCUAGAUUACACAAAUCGUAUUACGAGAACCUGGUGAGCUCACGUUCUCAAUCUAGAGCAUAUCCAAACAGCUACUUCUGUCUAAACAUCUAGGCUCGUCAGAGGGGUUUUGAUUGCUUCGUGUGGAUAUCAUGAUCUUAUCUACAACGUUGUGGUAAACAUCUCUUGCAUUGCCCAGAGCUCGCUUUAAACAUAAGUGCUCUUGAUUUUUGACGGGGUGGAUUAUUUACCUUCUGGAAGUCGCAAUAAUUCAGUCAAUGCCUGCGAGGGUUGCCAUGAAAUAGAUGAGAUCUUCACCCCUACGGGAACCCAGAUAAAAACAAGGGAGGCGAGAUUAGGGGGCUGUAGCCAAAGUUGAUGACGACUCUCCCCCAUCUCGACCUUCUAUCUUUGUUCUUGAUUGCUGUCCCACACCCUAUGCUGAAUGCGAGCAGCAUAAAUCGGGCUAGUCUCCUGUGUUCUUGUGAAGAUGAAAUACUUGAAUUGCAUCAUCCAUGUAAUAUACAGAUUGUAAUAUUGUGGAACAGAUUUUGGGCAGUAGCUUGUUUGACAAUGGAACUUCUCAAUCUCUCUGAGGUUUAAUCUCUGUCCCCCUCCAGCAUGAAUGGUGUGUUUUGAUUCCACUUUUGGAAAAUCUUUUCAGGCCUAUCAAUGUGAUUUGUUGGCGGCGAGCUAUUUGUUUGGAAUUCAUGGAGAAGGUGGGGGGCCAUUUUCAUUCUAUCUUUUUUGCUUAUAUUUGGUUAGAAGACCCCAUUGCAACAUUUUCCGGCUAAUUAUGUUUAAUUAGACAGUCAUAUGGUUGACGGUGAAAUAAAGCUUGGGGUUUUGCAUGACUCUCUUCUUGGCAUCAUUUCCCAGGCUGAUGUUCUAGAAUACUAUGAUCGAACAGUGUCAUCACCCCGAGGUUCCUUCUACAUCCCAGCAGUUCUGAGGGUGAGCCAACGAUCCUGAAGAUUACUAACUCUAGCUCAUUUAAUCAUCUUUCCUGCCGAAUAUUCACAUGAUGGGAUUACCAGAGUUUAUUUUCCCCAUAUUAAUGGGAUAUCUCCACUGCUUUCAGGUGCCCCAUUUGCUACAUGUUGUUAAGAGGCGAAGGCGCAGAAACAGCCUCAGCCGUAAAGCUGUGCUCCAUCGAGAUUCAUACACUUGCCAGUAAGCUCUUACUCAUACUGACUGGUCAUGUUUAUAUGCCCGUCUCCAGAUCCGAAACCUCAAACCAUAGGCCCUAAAUGUGUCAUUACUCCCUAGUUUUAUGCCCUUUUCGUGGGAGAAAUUGGAAUCUAUAAUCAAAUCUCCCCUUCAGCUGAGGAACUCGAGAUAUAAAAUAGCAAUACUCUAACAUGCGAUGAAUUAUAAGAAGAUACCAAUAGAUUGGCAGCUCUUGGAAAACCUAAUGCGUUCCAAGAUUGUCGUCUUAAUGUUCACAUUCAUGGCCUUAGUCGUGAUGAGUUUUAUAGCCCUAUGACGUGUAGAGUGACUCUACGAUGAUGAUGAUGCCAUAUCUGAUAUUAAUGCUAAUUUCCCAUAUUCUGACGUACGCCUGUCUAGGAUUUAAUUUGGCUCAAGAAGAAAUCAACUUUUCUCCAUCUAAAUUUGUAUUUUAUUAUAUUAUUGUUAUAGCAUAUUCCUGCAUAAUUGAGCGUCUAUGUUGUUCUUACUAUAAAUUUGCUCGAUUUAAUUAUUUUUAGUUAUUUAGGAUAUUUUCAUCUAAGCAAGAACAUUGUCAUCGAUUGGGCUUCACAUGUUCACAUUAGAAGGGUUAUGCUAGUUUUUUUUUUUUCUUACAACAGGUACUGUGCUUCGCACGAGGACUUGACUAUUGACCAUAUUGUGCCAGUUUCUCAGGGUGGUGAAUGGAAAUGGGAGAAUCUGGUAGCCCAACUUUUCCUGCCCUAUUUCAAGUUGCUCAUUUUUUUAAUAAUUAAAAAUUUCAUUUAUUUAGUUGCUGCACUUUCAUAAUUCAGCAAAAAUACGCGUUACAUUUGUAUCCGCAUUAUAAUAGUAUGGAUAAACUUCUACAUCUGAUGAUGAUAUUAAUAAAUAAUGCAUGUAUGUCUCUGUUUCUCAUCAUACUCUUACUAGCUCACUCAUUACAGCACAUCUUCACUGAUUCAAGCUAAUAUGUGUGAGUUGGUCCUAGAAUGAGAGGAUCGCCAUGUGAAUCAUCCCUUGUAUAUGCUCACCAUGAUCCGCAUGAGAUAAUAAUAGCACCGAAAAAAAAAAAAUCUGAAGCGACAAACCCUAGACCCGAAACCUUAAGCCUGGCUUCUUGGAAACACUUUGACAACUAGCCUUCUCGCAGGUGGCGGCCUGUCUAAAAUGCAACUCGAGGAAGGGAAACAAGACGCUAGAGCAAGCGAACAUGAAGCUGAUCAAGAUCCCGAAGGUCUGAAUUCAAUCAAAAAAAAAAAAAAGAGAUCGAAGUCCUUGUGGGCGUUGACCCAGAUGAUGAGCCUUCCUCCUCUUUGCUGCCUGGCGCAGGCACCCAAGGACUAUGACGUCCUCGCCAUCCCCUUGACAACGGCGGCAGUGAAGAUGAUGAAGUCGAGGAAAGGCGUCCCUGCCGAGUGGCUGCAGUACUUAUCCACACCAGGCCCGUGA
This is a messenger RNA of Spirodela intermedia, 3125 nucleotides long. The record is from the annotation of a GenBank genome assembly. NCBI's taxonomy places the organism in Eukaryota, Viridiplantae, Streptophyta, Magnoliopsida, Alismatales, Araceae.